Salvelinus sp. IW2-2015 is the source of this 929-nucleotide messenger RNA. Its product is annotated as E3 ubiquitin/ISG15 ligase TRIM25-like. Lineage: Eukaryota; Metazoa; Chordata; Actinopteri; Salmoniformes; Salmonidae. The record is from RefSeq and is a predicted model, not a curated record. Gene Ontology annotation, molecular function: zinc ion binding.
CAGCCCUCUGGCAGAACCAGGAAGUCCCUCCCCUUCACAAACUCUCUUAUGUGGAAAGAAACUGAUCUGAUUCUCUCUGUCGUCUGUCUGUGUGAGAGUGAACAACCGUCCAAAUGGCUCAACAGGGAGUUCUGAUGGACCAGGACCAGUUCUGCUGUUCUGUCUGUCUGGAUCUACUGAAAGAGCCGGUGAUUAUUCCCUGUGGAGACAGUUACUGUAGGAGCUGUAUUGAGGGCUGCUGGGAUCAGGAUGUUCUGAAAGGGGUCUUUAGCUGUCCUCAGUGCAGAGAGACCUUCACUCCAAGGCCUAAUCUGAGGAAAAAUAACAUGUUGGCUGAGGUGGUGGAGAAACUGAGGAAGACAGGACUCCAGGCUGCUCCCCCUCCUGCUCUGUGCUAUGCUGGACCUGGAGAUGUGGCGUGUGAUGUCUGCACUGGGACCAGAAAGCAGAAAGCACUCAUGUCCUGUCUGGCAUGUCUGGCCUCUUACUGUGAGACUCACCUCCAACCUCACUAUGAAUCUCCUGCUUUGAAGAAGCACAAGCUGGUCAAAGCCACDGCACAACUACAGGAGAAGAUCUGCUCUCAUCAUGACAAACUGCUGGAGGUUUACUGUCGUACCGAUCAGCAGUGUAUCUGUUAUCUGUGUUCAAUGGAUGAACAUAAAGGCCAUGAUACAGUGUCAGCUGCAGCAGAGAGGACUGAGAAACAGGUAAGACCAGAACAACUUGUUGGUGACUGUCUGAUAAACAAAUAAUUAAAGAUACUGUAGGAACUAAAUCUGUUUGAAUAUGAGAGAAUUCAAAUGAAAUGGAUCCACAAAUAUGAACACAAACCUUGAGUAUAUAGAUAUGUUAACCCAGAUUCUCCAAAUGUAUCACCAUUUUCUAAACUCAAACACUAUUAUCAUUCUGAAUGGCCUUUUAUGAGU